This is a messenger RNA of Hirundo rustica (Barn swallow), 2716 nucleotides long. RefSeq names its product EYA transcriptional coactivator and phosphatase 4 (gene EYA4). The transcript is spliced from 20 exons. Gene Ontology annotation, molecular function: protein tyrosine phosphatase activity. Gene Ontology annotation, cellular component: nucleus. Lineage: Eukaryota; Metazoa; Chordata; Aves; Passeriformes; Hirundinidae. The record is from RefSeq and is a predicted model, not a curated record. Gene Ontology annotation, biological process: cell differentiation; positive regulation of DNA repair; multicellular organism development. Bases 230 to 2164 code for a protein of 644 amino acids.
ACAAAUACGAUGGCAGGGAGCAACGGAGCCGUCCAUCGCGGGGUAGAGACGAGCUUUUACCCCGGCCGCACACGAGUUUAAUUGCAAAAGACCAAACUGGUUUUCCAUGCCGACGGGGUGAUUUUUUCCACGCCCAGCCGGACUUUCUGCCUCUGUCCAGAAUACUGUGCUGUAAAUUGAAAGGAAGAUAAUUUCUACUUGUGGAGGAAAAGAAAGGUGAAUAUCCUCAAUGGAAGACUCUCAGGAUCUAAGUGAACAGUCAGUAAAGAAGCCGUGUCCAGAGUCCGAUGGUUCAGAGCCGCAGAAUCCCAGGUCUAUGGAAAUGCAGGAUCUAGCCAGCCCUCAUAAUCUUGUUGGAAGCGGUGAUGCACCAGGUAGUUCCAAACUGGAUAAAUCGAAUCUUAGUAGCACAUCAGUCACAACAAAUGGAACAGGAGGAGACAACAUGACUGUGUUAAAUACUGCAGACUGGUUGCUGAGUUGCAGUACUCCCUCCUCUGCAACAAUGUCUCUUCUUGCAGUCAAAACAGAACCCAUGAACAACAGUGAAACAGCAACAACAACUGGAGAUGCAUCGCUUGACACUUUUACUGGGUCAGUAAUAACAAGUAGUGGCUACAGUCCCAGAUCAGCGCACCAGUACUCUCCACAGAUAUAUCCCUCCAAGCCCUAUCCGCACAUUCUUUCUACACCAGCAGCUCAAACAAUGUCUGCCUAUGCCGGACAAACCCAGUAUUCGGGAAUGCAGCAACCAGCGGUCUAUACAGCCUAUUCACAGACAGGACAGCCCUACAGCUUACCCACUUACGAUUUGGGUGUAAUGUUGCCAGGCAUCAAGACGGAAAGUGGGCUCUCGCAGACCCAGUCUCCACUGCAGAGCGGGUGCCUCAGUUACAGCCCAGGGUUUUCCACCCCACAGCCAGGCCAAACACCCUACUCUUACCAGAUGCCAGGUUCUAGUUUCACACCAUCAUCCACUAUUUAUUCAAACAAUUCUGUUUCAAAUUCUACAAACUUCAGUAGUUCACAACAGGAUUACCCGUCAUACACAGCUUUUGGCCAAAAUCAGUAUGCACAGUAUUACUCAGCAUCAACAUAUGGUGCAUAUAUGACCUCAAACAACACGGCUGAUGGCACUUCCUCCUCAUCAACCUACCAAUUACAGGACUCUCUCCCUGGCUUGACUAGUCAACCAGGUACCGAUCUACAUUCAGGGGAGUUUGACACAGUGCAGAGCCCUUCCACGCCAAUCAAAGAUCUUGAUGAGAGAACAUGUAGGAGUUCUGGGUCAAAGUCUCGGGGUAGAGGGCGGAAGAAUAAUCCAUCACCCCCUCCAGACAGUGACUUGGAGCGUGUAUUUGUUUGGGAUUUGGAUGAAACAAUCAUAGUUUUUCAUUCGCUGCUUACAGGAUCGUAUGCACAGAAGUAUGGCAAGGAUCCACCCAUGGCAGUGACCCUUGGACUGCGAAUGGAAGAAAUGAUUUUUAAUCUUGCUGACACACAUUUAUUUUUUAAUGAUUUAGAGGAAUGUGAUCAAGUUCAUAUAGAUGAUGUUUCUUCUGAUGAUAAUGGACAAGACCUAAGUACCUACAGUUUUGCAACUGAUGGCUUCCAUGCAGCUGCAAGUAGUGCAAACCUUUGUCUGCCAACAGGUGUAAGAGGAGGGGUUGACUGGAUGAGGAAGCUGGCUUUCCGUUACAGAAGAGUAAAAGAGUUGUAUAAUACUUACAAGAACAACAUAGGAGGUCUCCUGGGUCCUGCUAAAAGAGAUGCAUGGUUGCAAUUAAGAGCAGAAAUUGAAGCUCUGACAGACUCCUGGCUAACAAAUGCACUUAAAUCAUUAUCAAUUAUCAGCACAAGGAGUAAUUGUGUAAACGUGUUGGUAACAACAACCCAGCUUAUCCCAGCACUUGCAAAAGUUUUGCUAUACAGUUUAGGAGGAGCUUUUCCUAUCGAAAAUAUAUACAGUGCAACCAAAAUAGGAAAAGAAAGUUGCUUUGAACGAAUAAUGCAAAGGUUUGGCAGAAAAGUAGUAUAUGUUGUAAUUGGGGAUGGUGUAGAAGAAGAACAGGCAGCAAAAAAGCACAACAUGCCUUUCUGGAGGAUAUCCAGUCAUUCGGACCUCUUGGCUCUCCAUCAAGCACUGGAACUAGAGUAUUUGUAACUAUGUACUAAAGCUGGUGAUCCUUUUAUAUAUAUAUAUAUAUUUCAAGUACACUGAAUUUUUAUGUGUGAUUCAAUGCCUCUGGCUUUACACAUAUGAAUUGUCUUAAGAAGGGAAGAAAUAUUUGGAAUUAAAAAUUCCAAAUUGAAGAAUUCAGAUUGCUGAAUGAAGUUAAAGCAUUAGUGCUACGUAAGAAAGCUCUAUGGUCUUAUAUAUGCAACGUUUCUAAAUGAAUUAAAACUGUGGAGGUUGCUGGUACACACCAAGUGAGCCCUGACAGGAGUGAACAAUGGACUCAAACUGGCAAAGCACCAAAACGCAUUUUCCAGCCAACAAGGUGGUGUUCAACAACAUUCCUCAAAAUGGGAUAUAUUCUCAGCACUGAGGUUUGAACCAGACUUUAGCCUACCUAACCCAAAAAUCUGAAUUGGAAUGCACUCAGACUGUAUAAUGAUAAUCCUGUCUAGACCUGUAAUAUGUGUAAAUUAUUGAUGAAAAUAAUUUACUGUGACUUUAUUAGCAGCUGAUUUUGGAAGUGGAUGCAAUUUUUCU